GUCGACAUGGGGAUAUGUAAACGACAAGGCUAAACUGUAAUUUAAAAGAAAAAAAACCUUGCAAUUAUAUGUUGGCGGCAACAAUAACGAAUUGAUUAGCAAAACGCCCGUCCGGCAUUUGUCGUUGUCUUCCUCUUCUUCUCCAGCAACUGUUUGUCGUUUCCCGAGAUUUCUUCGUUGGAUACAAAGGCUUUUCUUUACCGCUCGAUUCCCGACCAUCCCAACGGACAACAACGAAAAUUCAGAGAAUCAGUUCAACUAUCUUUUCAUUUUCACUACAUUUUCUCAGCAACCAAACAGUGCUCAGAGUUUAUGAACUCAAAAUUUAACCCAAAUCGAAAGUCAAUCUCUUUCUUUGUCAACUAGCUCUCGAUUUUCUUCGCCGGCAGUGACCUCUUCUCUUGGCCUCACUCGAUUGGAAUUUGGACUCUCUCGCACAUGUUUAGGGUUUUAUAGCGAUUCUGUGAUAAACUGUAUUGAGAACUCAAAGCUAUGGAGUCUGCGGAUUUUCGUGGUGAAGAGACGCCACUCGUCGUCGAAAAUUCGCCAAUCCAAAGCCGGAGGAAGCAUACAAGAGAUGUUCAUAUUCUCAGCUCUGCCUUCUUGUUGAUUUUUCUCGCUUAUGGUGCCGCUCAGAACCUGGAGACCAGUCUCAACACUGAGGAUGAUUUGGGUACCAUUUCACUUGGGAUUUUGUAUUUGUCUUUCACAUUUUUCUCUUUGGUGGCGUCUCCGGUGGUUCAAGCAAUGGGAUCAAAGAAUGCUUUGCUUCUUGGGACUACUGGCUACUGGUUGUUCAUAGCUGCAAAUUUGAAACCAACUUGGUAUACUAUGGUUCCAGCUUCUUUGUACAUGGGAUUUGCUGCUUCAAUUAUAUGGGUUGGGCAGGGGACAUAUUUAACUUCUACUGCGCGUAGUCAUGCCAGAGAUAAUAACUUACACGAAGGAACAGUUAUCGGUCAUUUCAAUGGAGAAUUUUGGGGAAUGUUUGCCUGUCACCAGUUGAUUGGAAAUCUUGUGUCACUCGCCAUGCUAAGAGAUGGAACAGGGGGAAGUACUAGCGGCACAACCUAUUUGUUCAGUGUGUUUCUCAUCAGUAUGACUUUAGGUACCACACUGAUGUGCUUCUUACAUAAACGGGAUGGUAAAGGAGAGGAGGACCCCCAGGGCUCUUCUCUCAGCUUUUAUGCUUCUCUAUUAUCUUUGUCAAAGUCAAUCAUCACUCCUUUGUUUGAUGUACGGAUGCUAUUGAUCAUCCCCCUUAUGGCGUAUUCAGGAUUACAACAAGCAUUUGUGUGGGCUGUAUACACCAAGUAUAUUGUUACUCCAACGCUCGGUGUGUCUGGUGUUGGUGGUGCAAUGGCAGUUUAUGGGGCUUUUGAUGCAAUAUGUUCUUUGACUGCUGGUCGACUCACCUCUGGUGUGAAGUCCAUCACUAUUAUAGUUUCUGGUGGAGUCCUCCUUCAGGCUAUUAUAUUCCUGUGGAUUCUUUUAUUAUACAGCCCAGUGAGUGGUGCACUUGGUAUUAUCUACCCUCUUAUAAUGGCAGCUCUCUUGGGCAUUGGUGAUGGAGUCUUAAAUACACAGCUGAGUGCUUUGCUUGGGAUAUUCUUCAAGAACGACACUGAAGGAGCAUUUGCACAGCUGAAGGUCUGGCAGAGCGCUUCAAUUGCAGUCGUCUUCUUUAUCAAUUCAUACAUCUCAUUGCAGGCAAUGCUGAUAAUUAUGCUUGCCGCAAUCGUCCUCUCAUACGGUGCCUUCGUUUUUCUGUCGCUUCGAGAGAAAGCGUUCCCAUCUUCGAGUUCAUAAUGUGUAAACAUGAAAUCAUCUUCCAAAAAAACCUUUGUGUAUACAAGCAGGUAUAUGUUAGGUUUGCUACUGUCUACAAAUCCUUUCCACUUUACAUAUUUGUUGUUUGUAACAUGUUCAUCUACUUCAAUAGAAAUAAAAGUAUAGUGUGAAGAGUGCAAAUAUUCAGAA
Messenger RNA from Prunus dulcis (almond), 1980 nucleotides. RefSeq names its product UNC93-like protein 3. The transcript has 10 exons. The record is from RefSeq and is a predicted model, not a curated record. Lineage: Eukaryota; Viridiplantae; Streptophyta; Magnoliopsida; Rosales; Rosaceae. Gene Ontology annotation, biological process: potassium ion homeostasis. Bases 493 to 1809 code for a protein of 438 amino acids.